Molecule: messenger RNA, 633 nt
Organism: Gracilinanus agilis (Agile Gracile Mouse Opossum)
Lineage: Eukaryota; Metazoa; Chordata; Mammalia; Didelphimorphia; Didelphidae
Product: endoplasmic reticulum-Golgi intermediate compartment protein 1-like
Exons: 7
Coding region: 1-633 (210 amino acids)
Biological process (GO): retrograde vesicle-mediated transport, Golgi to endoplasmic reticulum; endoplasmic reticulum to Golgi vesicle-mediated transport
Cellular component (GO): Golgi membrane; endoplasmic reticulum; COPII-coated ER to Golgi transport vesicle
Source: RefSeq, a predicted model, not a curated record
AUGUCGGGGGCAGCUAGAGUGAAUGAACUGUAUGUUGACGAUCCAGAUAAGGACAGUGGAGGCAAAAUAGAUGUCAGUUUGAACAUCAGUUUGCCAAAUUUACACUGUGAAUUGGUAGGACUGGACAUCCAGGAUGAGAUGGGAAGACAUGAAGUCGGGCAUAUUGACAAUUCGAUGAAAAUCCCUCUGAAUAAUGGUGAAGGCUGCCGGUUCGAGGGCCAGUUCAGCAUCAACAAGGUCCCUGGCAACUUCCAUGUAUCAACACACAGUGCCACUGCACAGCCCCAGAAUCCAGACAUGACUCAUGUCAUCCACAAGCUGUCCUUUGGAGACACGCUGCAGGUUCAGAACAUUCACGGAGCAUUCAACGCUCUAGGAGGAGCUGACAAACUCACUUCUAACCCCCUUGCAUCCCAUGAUUACAUCUUGAAGAUCGUCCCCACAGUGUAUGAAGAUAAGAGUGGAAAGCAGCGGUACUCAUACCAAUAUACGGUCGCCAAUAAGGAGAAAGGAUUUGAGGGGGAGGUUCAGAUGAUCUUCUCUAGAUGUGAUGGCUAUAUGGAGAAAGGUCAGUGGGAAUAUGCCAGGUGGACCACCGUCAACAUUUUAACCUCUCAGAUCGAUGUGUCCUAA